AACCUCCUUCCUUUUUCUUUCUUAACCUCCUCGACGUUUGUAGAAUUGUAGCUUCCUGUUUAUAAACUCGGUUUAGAGCAUAGACCACCGUUUGCAGCUAAUCGUAACUUUUUAUCAUUUUGGAUGAUUGAAAUUAAACUCUGUCUCUUGGGUUCACAGUUCUGACCUUCGUUUAGCGUUCUAAAUCCGCCUCCAAAAAAUUUGUUUCGAAUUACCAUCAGUUAGCAAUAUUUUUUCUGUUUUGUGGUUAGUAAAUAGAACCACAACGAAUCAAAACCUAACGUGAUGUACAACUUAUCGCUUUUAUAUUUGGUGUAUAUUUUUACUAAACUGUGCAACUGUGCUUUUCCCAAUGUGUACGGGACGUUUAAGGAAGAAAAAAUUACCGGCGAUCCGGGGGAACCCCUAUUUCUAACCCCACUUAUCGAACAAAAUAAGAUUCAGGAAGCCCAGACUGCAGCUCAGGUGAACUUCAAUGGUUUCAAGCACAUAAAAAGUUACUCUGGAUACUUAACAGUGAACAAAGCCUAUCAAUCCAACAUAUUUUUCUGGUUCUUCCCAUCCCUAACGGAUUAUAAAAAUGACCCAGUUGUGCUCUGGUUACAAGGUGGUCCUGGGGCUACUUCUCUUAUCGGAUUAUUCGGAGAAAACGGACCGUUCUCUGUUAAGAGUAAGCAUGGGUUGAAGCUACGCAAAUAUACGUGGACGAAUUCCCAUUCCGUUUUAUACAUCGACAACCCCGUGGGAACGGGUUAUAGCUUUACGAAUAACGGAUAUGCCCAGAAUGAAACACAAGUCGGUUUGGACUUGUACAGUGCGUUGGUGCAGUUCUUUACUUUGUUUCCCGAGUUGCAGAAGAAUAGUUUUUACGUUUCAGGCGAAUCGUAUGCUGGGAAAUACGUCCCUGCUAUCUCUUACACCAUUUAUAAGAAAAACCCUUCCGCUAAGCUCAAGAUAAAUCUACAAGGAUUGAGCAUUGGGAACGGACUGAGUGAUCCUGAACAUCAACUUAAAUAUAGUGACUAUUUGUAUCAGAUUGGGUUGAUCGAUUCGAAUACGAAGCUCACUGUUCAAAACUACGAGGCGCAAGGUAUAAAAUAUAUACAAAACAAGGAAUUUGCCAAAGCUUUCCAAAUAUUCGACACACUCCUGAAUGGCGACUUGAACAACCACACUUCCCUGUUCAAAAACGUGACGGGGUUCAAUAAUUACUUCAACUUCCUCUACCCUGAAACACCGUCCAAAGAACUGGACUACAUGGUCAAAUAUGUCCAGAGAACGGACAUCCGAGCUGCGAUCCACGUCGGGAACUCCACGUUUCACUCUGAAGACCAAACGGUGGAACUGAACCUCGUUUCCGAUGUAAUGCAAUCUGUCGCUCCGUGGAUCUCGGAAUUGCUGAGUAAUUAUCGUGUGUUGAUAUAUAACGGUCAGCUUGACAUCAUCGUAGCUUAUCCGUUGACUAUCAACUAUUUGCAGAAUUUGAAAUUCAGCGGAUCCGAUGAGUAUAAAACCGCGCCUAGAUAUCAGUGGCAUGUUGGUACGGAUUUGGCAGGGUAUGUGAAGCAAGCCGGUAACCUCACGGAAGUCUUGGUUAGAGACGCAGGGCAUAUGGUGCCUGCCGAUCAGCCUCAAUGGGCUGUGGAUCUCAUUACGAGGUUCACGAGAAACAAACCAUUUCACAAAAUGGCUUAAUAUAAGUUACAUGUGAUAAUUUUGAAGAAAAGUUCACUUUUCUUCCAGGAAAUGUAUAUUACUGCAAUAAACAAUUUGCAAAUU
This is a messenger RNA of Anoplophora glabripennis (Asian longhorned beetle), 1779 nucleotides long. RefSeq names its product venom serine carboxypeptidase-like. The record is from RefSeq and is a predicted model, not a curated record. The coding region runs from base 286 to 1695 and encodes 469 amino acids. Gene Ontology annotation, biological process: proteolysis. Gene Ontology annotation, molecular function: serine-type carboxypeptidase activity. The transcript is spliced from 2 exons. NCBI's taxonomy places the organism in Eukaryota, Metazoa, Arthropoda, Insecta, Coleoptera, Cerambycidae.